CUCUCGAUUUCUUCGCCACCUUGGCGACGGUGCUUCUUCUGCCUUCUCUUUAAAUUUGUUUUCUUCCGCCUCCUUGGCCGAUUGCGAUCGCCUCUGAACCCUAGGGCCGAUCCUAUCAUGGUUUCGUUGAUUCGCGCUUCCUUCGACUUUUCGGCCUUGGAUCCUUUGUCUUGCGAGGCUUCCUUUCGGUUAUCUGAAUCCAGGAAGGGAUCCCGGGCAGUAAAGAUCAGUGGCUCGCACCUAACUUUGGGUCGACGGAGCAAUGCACGCCUCAGAAUUGUGGGUUCUGUCGAGGAAAAGCACACUUCCAUUAGAAAAGCUUCUAAAGAAUCUCUCAGAUUUAUUAGAGAACAUAAGGGCAGUGAAAAACUUAUUGGAUCAGAUCCAUUUGAAGAAUUGGAAUUUAGAUUCAAGAGUUUCAAACAGAAAAAUUACACGGAGAACCUCAUUCAUUAUCAAAAACUCUCUGAGCUGCAAUCACCCAAGUUCAUGGUAAUUGCUUGUGCGGACUCGAGAGUUUGCCCUUCAAACAUAUUGGGAUUUCAACCUGGUGAAGCAUUUACAGUCAGAAACGUGGCAAACUUAGUUCCUCCGUUUCAGCAUGGGGUUUCAGAAACUAGUGCAGCACUUGAGUUUGCUGUCAACUCUCUCAAGGUUGCUAAUAUAUUGGUCGUAGGCCACAGUCGUUGUGGAGGCAUUCAGGCUCUUAUGAAAAUGAAAGAAGAUGUCAAUUCAAGAAGCUUUAUCAAUGAGUGGGUGUCCAUUGGAAAAAGUGCAAGGCUAAGCACAAAAGCUGCUGCAGGAAAUAUGAGCUUUGAAGUCCAGUGCAGACAUUGUGAGAAGGAAUCCAUCAGUGGAUCCCUGCUCAACUUGCUGACCUACCCAUGGAUCGAGCAGAGAGUUAGUGAAGGGAUCCUCUCUCUUCAUGGUGGCUACUAUGACUUCAGCAACUGCACCUUUGAGAAAUGGACUCUCGUGUACCGAGAAGGAUUGGAGGGUGGCAGCAAAUAUGCCAUAAAAAAUCCCUCUUUCUGGUCCUAAACAUAAAUUGCAAGGUGAGGAAUGAAGCUUUGGAGCCUCCUUAAUAUUGUCGAUUAUAGCUCCCUUUAGUUAUACAAAGCCAUAAUGUAUAGAUAAUAAAGCUAUGUGGCUUCAUCCACUGAUACGUUUUAAAGUUUUUACAACUUAGGAAAAGUGCAUUGCGUUGGUGAGGUUUGAUAUGCUUGGUGAGAUGUUAAUAAAGAUGUGUCUAUAUAAUAAUAUGACUGUAAAUUUUGAAAAGUCUUGUUUGGUUUAGACUCUCUUUGUAUAUACAAAUUAAAUAUUGCAAUAAUUCAUGUGAUUAAAA
Molecule: messenger RNA, 1348 nt
Organism: Zingiber officinale
Lineage: Eukaryota; Viridiplantae; Streptophyta; Magnoliopsida; Zingiberales; Zingiberaceae
Product: beta carbonic anhydrase 5, chloroplastic-like
Exons: 9
Coding region: 118-1041 (307 amino acids)
Biological process (GO): carbon utilization
Molecular function (GO): zinc ion binding; carbonate dehydratase activity
Source: RefSeq, a predicted model, not a curated record